CUUGCUGUUUCUGCCUCUGCUUAAACCCCAUCCCUAGUUCUUAAUCAUGAACAGCAUCCAGCUAAAUGAGUACAGCCAUAAUGGGUUUACCUUAACCGAGCCAGAAGAAAUCUUGGAGAUCAUUUGUGAAAACCAUGCUCCUGAAAACCAUCCCAAGUUUGAUGUCCGUUCUCUUUUCUUCAUCACUGAAAACAUCAUCAAGCAUUCGACACAUACCUCAAUCGUAUCGAAAAGUGAUGAGAUCAAGCCCCAAAACUUCGAUAACUUCAUCUCCCCACUGUGCGCUCUCAAGUCCAUUGGAUGCGAGAUGUCAUGUAAGGCUGUACGUGAAAAUAGUGCCCAAACCACAACCCUAGGAAUAUUUGGAAAGCUAACCAAGUAUUCAUGGGAAGCGAAAGCAGUGCUGGCCCUAGCAGCCUUUGCUAUGGAAUAUGGAAAUUCCUGGCUCCUUUCCCAGCUUUACCCCCAGUCUGACCAGCUUACCACUGCACUCGCAAUCCUUAAUCGCGUUCCACUCCUUCUCAAUUCCACUGCAAAUUUUAAGAAACAGCAGGGAACAGUGGUUGAGCUCAACAAAACAAUCAAUGCGACGCUGCAAGUGAUUAAGUGCAUCCUUAAGCUAGACGAACUUUCUGCACAUAUUGAUCCAAACCAUGCAUCAUUGAAGAGUGCAAAAAAGGAUGUCCCAAUAAAUACAUAUUGGUCAAUCUUAACCAUCGUAUCUUGCGCCACGGAGGUCUUCUAUCUUACUAGAGAUGAAGAGAAGCCACAAGCUGUUUCAAUUCUAUCCCACUUUGUUACUAAAAGAAUCAACGACAUCCUAGCCAAGCUUAAGAGACAGCUUACAAUCUGUCAAAAAGAAAUAGAUGAGCCAAAGAUCUAUUGCAAGCUCCUGAAACAUGUAGCCCAUGCUCCUCGUAAAAUUACGCAUGUCUUCAAUACUCUGAUUCUUUUCAAGGAUAAUGCUUAUGCGAAGCCAGCAACCCUUAGUGUCGGUUACACCAACAAGGAGGUUUUUGACAUCGACGUGCUGGACGGAAAGUACAUAACAUUUUACAUUUCGACACUAGACAAUGUUUCUCAAAAAGAUAUUGUAAGUCUUAAAGAAGUUUAUGAGGGAACUGAAAACAACAAGUGUAAGAUUGUGUGGAUUCCUAUUGUGGAGGACUGGACUGAAUAUGGAAGAGAGGAGCAGUUUAUGGAAUGGAGGUCUAAGAUGCCGUGGUACGCAGUGCAGUAUUUAUCGCCUGCAACAAUCAAGUACAUCAAGGAGGAGUGGUACUUUCAGAAUAAACCUUUGUCGGUGCUGAUGAACCCACAUGGAGACGUUGAAAAUCUGAAUGCACUCAACUGGAUUCGGAUACAUGGAAUCAAUUUCUUUGCUUUCCGAAAUAUUAAUGUCAAGACAUGGAUUGCGUCUGUAAUGCAAGAACUUAUGACCCCGGCAUUAGAUACCUGGAUGAAAGAGGGAGAAUACAUUUUCUUCUAUGGAGGCACAGAUGACUACUCGAUGGAGCAGUUCAGAAUGAAAGCAAACUCCGCGAAGGUUUCCAUCCUGGAGGAAUUAAAAAUCCAUAUCAAGUUAUUUUGUGUGGGGAAAAUGGAAAAAGGAAGAAGCUUUUCAGAUGAGUCAAAUGCUGGGCGGUUCUGGUCAAGCAUACAAAGCUUGUUGUCUACGUUAUCUGAUUAUAAGCUGCAUGGGGAGCACACGGCCUUGAGAAAACAAGUCCACAAGCUACUUUCCUACAAAAACGAUGAAAGUGGAUGGUGUGUGCUUAGCAAAGGGUCUAGUGUCGUCACCAGUGGUCAUGGCUGGGCAAUUGCCAAGGUCUUGGAUGAAUUUGACCAGUGGAAGCAACAGAUUUCACAUGAAAGGAGCUUUGGAACGUGUUUCCAAGUUUACCACGAGAAGGUUAUAGCUCAGACUACAACCUCUGGUGCCCACUCUGCCGGCUGCAGCUUUGGCAAUGCUAGAAACAUGGAGUGUUGCCCAGUCUGUAAGACUCCCAUCGAGGCAACAUUGGUCAGCUAUAAGUGCUGUCGCAUGUGCAAUCUCACUCCCUACUAAUUGUCACCAUGCAAUUGGUACUAGAUGCGACCGAGGGAGGGUACCAACUCCAUCCAGGGUUCAGAGUUCAUAGUUCAUAUUUGCAUGUGUUUAAUUUUUCAGUGAACGUUGGUCCUUAAUAAUAUGAGGAUUUUCGAAUGUCCUCGUUUUAAUAAUAUGAUUGUGACUGUGAUAAUCACCGAUGUAUAUGUUCAUCGGUUUGAUUUCCAGAACUACAAGAUCCAAGUAGUUAUGAUCAUGUUUUGAAUAUCAGUGCAUACAUGUCAUGUUUCGCUACAC
Prunus mume (Japanese apricot) is the source of this 2347-nucleotide messenger RNA. Its product is annotated as protein SIEVE ELEMENT OCCLUSION B-like. The record is from RefSeq and is a predicted model, not a curated record. Gene Ontology annotation, biological process: phloem development. Lineage: Eukaryota; Viridiplantae; Streptophyta; Magnoliopsida; Rosales; Rosaceae.